AUGACAAAUGUAAAUACAAAUCGAUUGAAAACUUUAUUUUUACCACAUGGUCUUGUCUAUUCUAUUUUGAGUUUAGUAAUCAUUUGUCUUACUGUUUUAACUAUUGUUUAUUCUAUUUUAUGGCGUAAUACAAAAACUUCUUCAAGUAUUUAUUCAAUUGAAAAUGGAAUUAUUGGUCAUCGUUUUAUUUUACCUAAUGAUGGUAGAUAUGUUCAAUGGAAUUUUUUACAAAUGAAUGAUGUUUAUGAAUUAUUACCACUUGACAGAGGACGAAAAGGUGGUUUAGCACGUGUUGCUUAUAUACGAAAAUUAUUAAAACAAGAAAAUUCAAAUACUUAUACAAUUCUUGCCGGUGAUUUUCUUUCUCCAUCAGCUCUAAGUUUAUCAAUAGUUAAUGGUACAACUUUGAAUGGAAAACAAAUGAUUGCAGUAAUGAAUAUUCUUGGAGUUGAUUAUGUAAUAUUUGGAAAUCAUGAAUUUGAUUUAAACGAAAAAGAUUUACUUACUCGAAUGAAUGAAUCAAUAUUUACUUGGAUUAGUACAAAUGUAUUUCGUCAAGAUAAUAAUCAAUUAUUUGGAUCAAGUAUUUCUCAUAAAAUACUUAUUAUUGAUACUGUUCGAAUUCUACUUAUUGGUUUAACUAUUGAUGGAACUGGUAAAUAUGUUCGAAUAAUUAAUCAAUCAUCAUUAAUUAAUUAUGUUCAAGAAUAUUUAAAAUUAUUACCAAAUGACACAUAUGAUGUAUUUAUUGCUAUUACUCAUCUUGAUAUGGCAACAGAUAUUGAACUUGCAUCAAAAAUUCCUCAACUUAAUCUUAUUAUGGGUGGACAUGAACAUGAUAAUUUUAAUUAUUUAAGAGGAACAAACUAUAUACCAAUUAAUAAAGCAGAUGCAAAUGCUUUUACUGUUUUUAUACAUCGUUGUGCUUAUAAUAUAGACACAAAACGUUUUCGUAUUUAUAGUACAUUAGCACAAGUAACAUCUGAAGUACCAAACGAAGAAAACACAGCAGAAAUAGCAAGUUAUUGGUUUAAUUUAGGUAUACAAGGAUUUCAAACAUUAGGUUACAAUCCAAAUGCAAUUGUAUCAUGUUUACCUACGGGUAUAGAAUUAGAUGGUAGAUCUGUAUCUGUUAGAAGUCAUAUAACACUUUUAACUUCUGAGAUUUGUGAAAGUAUGUUAGAAUUAACAGCAACAUAUAAAACAACUAUUGGAAUUGUUAAUGGAGGAACAGUACGUAUUGAUGAUAUUCUUCGUGAAACUAUUUCAGAAUAUGAUAUUAUACGUACAUUACCUUUUAUAAAUCGAGUCGUAGCUCUUUCUGUUCCUGGUCAAAUACUUGCUCAAGUUCUUACAACUGGUCUGUCAUUAAAAGGAAAUGGAAUGUUUAUGGCUUAUACGAGAGUUGAAACAUUAGAUGAAGGUAAAACAUGGUUAUUCAAUGGAACAGAUAUAUCAAAAACUGGUCUUUCUUAUAAUGUAGCAACAUUAGAUUAUAUACGCGAUAAUACAGCAUUAAAUCAUUCCGAUGUUAAUACAUUAUAUGACACAAAUAUAACGCAUACAAGAGCUUUAUUGGGAUAUCUAAAAAGGAAAUAUCCUCCUUGUUAG
Rotaria sp. Silwood1 is the source of this 1611-nucleotide messenger RNA. The record is from the annotation of a GenBank genome assembly. Lineage: Eukaryota; Metazoa; Rotifera; Eurotatoria; Philodinida; Philodinidae.